UAUAAGGGUAUACCAUGUAUGUAGGUAUACCCUAUUUAAAUUUGGCGCGUCUAUCGACUGUCUGUGAUCAGUGACAUUGACAGAUGACACUAUAUUAUAUUUGUCAAAUGUCAUCUGUCACUUUUAAGAGGGAAAAAAGCGUAAAGUUUUUCGGUCGUUAGAGGUUAUUUCUUUUUAUUUCGAAACUAUUUAAUUACACCAAGACAAAUAAGGAACAUUUAAUGUCGUUUUUCUGUUUUCAGAGCAACACAUAGUUUCAUUUGUCUAAUAUAAUAUUAUCGUCUUAUAAAACGACAUUAUUGAAGACGAAAAAUGGAAAAGUUACGAUUCACGUUUGCAGUAUUAGCAGCAUCGGAUAGCAAAUCUAAUAUAAUUUGCAUAACUUCAAUCGAAACACCUGAUGGACAUGUAUUUGACAUUCCCGACGAUUUGAAGCCUGCGAGCAAGCACACUGCUAUAACUACAACGGAUAUUUUCACCAAAAUCAAGAAUUCUCUAAAAAAGAGACAUCAGUCAAGGAAAAUAUGGAUCCCCUUAACCCAAGACUUGAGAACAAUUUACCUGGAUGAUGGUGAUAAUGUACAAUUUGGGGAUCAGUAUUUAAACGAAAUUACACAAGAAUCGAAGCUUUCAGAUAAUAAUACAGAGAUAGGUAAUGAAAAUAAAAAUUUAGGAAAAUUAGCAGAAAGAUUUUUACUCGAGAAGUUUUCAGGAAAAACAUCAAAUGUUAACCAAUGGAUCGGUGAAUUUGAGAGUGAAUGUUUACGUUUUGAUAUAAUAAAGGAUGCAGAAAAAAUCGAGACUUUAAAGCAUUUACUUGAAUGUAGGUGUCUGGAUUGGUAUACUAGUAUGUUAAUAAAAUUUUCAAUAAACGCAGGAUGGGAUACAUGGAAAACUAAUUUCUGUGAAACAUAUGGUAACCCGGGUUGGUCACAAAUUAAAUAUGCAUUUACAUUUAAGUUUCAAGGAGGUUCGUUACUGGAUUAUGCCACGAAAAAAGAAAGAUUAUUACUAGAAAUAAAUAAAGAAAUUGACACACAGACAUUGAUUAAUCUUAUUGUUAUGGGUCUACCGGAUUAUAUAAUGUUCAAAAUGAACAGGGAAUCUAUAACAUCCACUGCAAAUCUUUUCAAUGAAAUUGGUAAACAUGAACAAACAGUCAAUAAAAACAAUUACAAUAAAUUCAAGAGAAAUAUUUUAGAAAAUAAAGUAAAGAGUGAUAAAAUUAAGCCUUGUAAAUUAUGUGAAAAGCUUAAUAAAGGUACCCGUUUCCACUUAGAAGAAAAAUGCUGGUUUAAACAACAAACUGAUAACCACGAGAACAGGAGACACUAUAGUAAGAAUGUAAAUAACAACAUAUUAGAUGUUGAAUUAAAUGAUAAUGAGCCAAAAAACGAUUAUUAACACCAUUAAUUAAAGUGAAACUAACAUUAGAGGAUAAACUAGACAUAUUGGGCAUAUAUGAUUCCGGCUCUAAUGUUUCAUUAAUAAAUUCUGAAUUAUUGAGAAUAACGAAGAAAAAAAGAAAAUACAAUAAUACAAACCUAAUAACAAUUAAUGGUGUUAAAAAGACAAAAGGUUCAACAACAAUCAAGAUUAAAAUAUUCAAUAAAGAGAAAAAAAUUGAGGUUUAUAUUGUAGAUGGAAAAGACUUCAAAUAUGAUUUUCUUAUUGGACUUGAUAUUAUAAAAGAGUUUAAUUUAAUCCAGAAUGAAAAUUUGGAAAUCAAACAGAAAUCUAAAGACAAUUCUACAAUUGACGAACCAUGCUUAGUAAACAAUAGUAAUGAAAAUGGAUAUAAAAAGGUAUUCAAUACUGUGAAUUUCAAUGAACAUAUCAAAGAACAAGAAUUUACAAUGGAUUUGAGUCAUUUAAAUAGUCAACAAAAAUCAGAAAUAAAUAAACUGAUUGAUAAAUAUAAAUCAUGCUUUGCAAAGGAUAAGUAUGAUAUUGGCACAGUAAAAGAUUAUGAAGCACGCAUUGAUCUACUUGUGGACAAAUACUUUAGUAAAAGACCGUACAGAUGUUCAAUACAAGACAGGUUAGAGAUAGAAAAUCAAGUAAGACAAUUGCUUGAAAGAAAUCUUAUAGAAGAAUCAUACAGUCCAUUUGCAGCACCAGUAACCUUAGCUUUCAAAAAAGAAGACAACAAAAAAACUAGAUUGUGUAUUGAUUUCAGAGAGUUAAAUAAAGUGGUGAUACCGCAAGCUCAACCAUUUCCUUUGAUUGAGGACUUAGUAACAAAAACCAGAAAUUGUAAGUACUUCUCAACUUUGGAUAUAAACUGAGCAUUUUGGUCUAUUCCCUUGCGAAUUGAGGAUAGAAAGAAAGUUGCAUUUGUUACUAAUGAAGGUCAUUACCAAUGGACAUGCUUACCGUUCGGUUUGAAAACUUCUCCAGCCAUAUUCCAAAGAAUAUUGAGCAACAUACUUAGAAAACACAAAUUAACAGAUUUUGCAGUAAAUUUCAUUGACGAUAUUUUGUUAUUUUCAAAAUCAUAUGAAGACCACAUAAAUCACUUAUCACAGCUUUUAGAAGCAAUACAAAAGGAAGGUUUUCGGCUUAAGUUUACAAAAUGUCGAUUUGCAACAAAUUCAGUAAAGUAUCUUGGACAUAUAAUACAAGAUAACACAGUAAGACCAGUAAGAGACAAUCUUGUUUCAAUUAGGGAUUUCCCAACACCAAAGAAUCAGAAAAAUAUUAGACAACUUCUAGGGAAAAUAAAUUUCUACCAUGAGUACAUACCUAAUGGUUCAAUAAUUUUAGAGCCUCUACAUAAUCUACUAAGGAAAAAUCAAAAGUUCAUUUGGUCAAUAGAAUGUCAAGAAUCCUUUGAGAAGAUAAAACAACUACUAUGCUCACAACCAAUUUUGGAAAUUUUCGAUCAAGACUUGCCAAUAAACAUAUACACGGAUGCAUCAUUACAAGGCAUUGGAGCUGUCUUGAAGCAGAUCCAGUUAAACGGUAAAGAAAAACCUGUAGCAUAUUUCUCGAAAAAAUUAAAUGAAUCCCAAAAGAAAAAGAAAGCUAUAUACUUAGAAUGCUUAGCUAUUAAAGAAGCAAUAAGAUACUGGCAGUACUGGUUGAUAGGCAAACAUUUCAGAGUGUAUUCCGACCACAAACCAUUGGAAAACUUAAAUAUAAAAUCAAGAACAGAUGAAGAGCUAGGAGAAUUAUCCUAUUAUUUAUCACAAUAUGACUUUGAAAUAAAAUAUGCACCAGGAAAAGAAAACUUAGAGGCAGAUUGUUUGAGCAGAAACCCUGUAUUAGAAGCGAAUAAAGAUAUACAUGAACAAUUAAAAAUAAUAAACUUAAUAUCUUUGAGUGAUAUAUUAACAGAUCAGGAGAAAAAUGAGAAUAUUCAAAAAUAUAAGAACAAUUUAACAUAUAAAAAUAAUAUAUAUUAUAAACGAAUAAAAAACCAAGAAAAAAUACUACUGUCAGAAGAAUUCAGUAUAAAGUUUAUGAAAUUAAUACAUGACAAUAUGUGUCAUAUAGGUAUAAAACAAAUGCAAAAUAAAAUAGGAAAGUUUUAUACGGCAAAGAAUUUAACUAGAAAUAUUACUGCUUUAUGUAAAAAGUGUGAAAUAUGUAUUAAGAAUAAGACAAGAGGACAAGCUAAAUAUGGUUUAAUGUCAUGCUUAGGCCCUCCCACAAAACCAUUUGAAAUUGUCUCGAUAGAUACGAUUGGAGGAUUUGGUGGGACUCGUUCAACGAAAAGAUAUUUACACCUUUUAGUCGACCAUUUCACUCGAUAUGGUUAUAUAGUAACCUCAAAGACACAGAGUGCAAAUGACUUUAUAAAACUUGUCAACAAGGUACCUAAUUGUAGUGAAAUAAGGAUGGUGCUUAGUGACCAAUAUCCUGGAAUUAAUUCAAAAGAAUUUAAAAUGUUUUUAAAUGAAAAAUCAAUCACUCUGAUAUUCACUGCAGUAAAUUCACCGUUUUCUAAUGGACUUAACGAAAGACUAAACCAAACACUUGUAAAUAAAAUCAGAUGCAAGAUAAAUGAAAAACAAAAUACUAAAGCAUGGACAACUAUUGCUCAUAAUUGUUUGGAUAAAUAUAAUAAUACGGAACAUUCAAUAACGGGUUUUGCACCAAAAUACCUAUUGGAUGGCACUGACGUUUCACUCAUACCAGAUGAACUUAAACUAGAAAAACAAUCAGGUGACUGGAUUAAAGACAGGAAAAUUGCAUUAGAAAGAACAAUUAAGUCACAUCAAUAUAAUAAAAUGAUAUUUGAUAAAAAUAGAACAAACUAUAAUUUUAAAAUAGGGGAUAUGGUAUAUGUUGAAAAUGGUCAUAAGCUAAAUAGAAGAAAGUUGGAUGAAGUGAGGAUUGGUCCAUUUAAAAUUGAAGAAAAACUAUCAGAAUCUAUGUACAAGAUUAAUACAGGUCAUAGAAGGUCAGAGUCAAGCCUGUUUCAUGUUACAAAGCUUGUUCCUGUCCCCAUACCAGGUGAAAGUGAGGAUUGAAGCAUUAAUGUUGGAGAAGAAGAGGAUCUUCGGGAAUGUACUUACCUAAGGGGGGGAGAUAUAAGGGUAUACCAUGUAUGUAGGUAUACCCUAUUUAAAUUUGGCGCGUCUAUCGACUGUCUGUGAUCAGUGACAUUGACAGAUGACACUAUAUUAUAUUUGUCAAAUGUCAUCUGUCACUUUUAAGAGGGAAAAAAGCGUAAAGUUUUUCGGUCGUUAGAGGUUAUUUCUUUUUAUUUCGAAACUAUUUAAUUACACCAAGACAAAUAAGGAACAUUUAAUGUCGUUUUUCUGUUUUCAGGUGAGUUAAUGUGUUCAUAAAUAUUGCGUAUUAGUCUAAUCAUUGUAAUAAUACUAAGGAAUAAAUAAUUCUGUUUUCAGAGCAA
Molecule: messenger RNA, 4864 nt
Organism: Bicyclus anynana (squinting bush brown)
Lineage: Eukaryota; Metazoa; Arthropoda; Insecta; Lepidoptera; Nymphalidae
Exons: 2
Coding region: 313-1404 (363 amino acids)
Source: RefSeq, a predicted model, not a curated record